Ruditapes philippinarum (Manila clam) is the source of this 431-nucleotide messenger RNA. RefSeq names its product beta-microseminoprotein-like. The transcript has 3 exons. Bases 69 to 401 code for a protein of 110 amino acids. The record is from RefSeq and is a predicted model, not a curated record. Lineage: Eukaryota; Metazoa; Mollusca; Bivalvia; Venerida; Veneridae.
UUGAACUUGAUAUUAGACGAUAAGAUUAAGCCUGGCGGAGUCACAUUUUAACUCACUUCUGAAGGGAAAUGAAGACUUUGUUUGGUUUUGUUUUAGUAGCUUAUUGCAUAGAUAUAACAUUUGGUGCAUGUUACGCUAAACUGGAAGAUGGAGAUCAUUGUACACCUAAAGAUGGCAUUACAAUGCUAGCCGGAAGUGAGCUUCUUAUGCCGAAUGUCUGUGAGAAGUGUACAUGCUCCCGACACUCUGGUUCAUCUUCUUUGUUUUUGUCUUGCUGCGGGUACGGUAAAUAUGCAGGGGUUUUUGCCCCACCACCGGGCUGUGAAGUGAUUACCGGCGAGGACGGAUGCUCAAUCAAAAUUGUUCAAGCCAUAGACCAUUCACAACCAUGUGUGCAUUAAAAGAUAAAUGAAUUAUUUGAAAAGAUCAAA